AUGGCGUCUACUAAUCCAAAUUCUCAGUCGAUAAUGGUUACAGCAUCCGAGGCUAUGGCACACACACUCAGAAUGCUCCAACCUUCUGCUCAAGAACGCCGCAUGCUAGAGGCUUCUGAAAAGAAGGGAUGGAAAGAUCAGGACCAGACUUUGCAUGUUUGCUCCCAAUCAAAGUACCUAUGUCAAGUUCAUAUUUUGCACAGCCCCGUCCACAGUCAGCCACGUCAGAUGAACGGGCAGCAAGCAAAGCGAACGCCCAGGCCUGUAUUUGGUCCAAGCUUCGCCUUAAGAUCCCAGCGACUAUCAUAUCUUUCUUCCAAUAGACAAAGGCGAUUAGUUAGCGUAACGGAUCCUCAGGAGGGCGGCAGAAGGAAAGUAAAGCCAAUUGCUACGACACCCCUCUUAGCCAGUGAUCUCCCCCAAGCAGUUCCUGGGUUCACCAUGGUUCCGCAAGUGAGUGAGCGUAGUGAGGUGUUCUUACCAUUCCGAGUGCGAGCGGUGGUCACCGACUUUUCUCAUCCCCUCGAGACCCAACUUUCAAACCUCAGCGAUCAGCUCUGGAAUAUCAAAGAAACUGAGUUGGAGCAGGCGCAAUCCACUGCGUCACAACCUUCCUCAAUCAAUGCCCCCAGCCCGUCCAAGUUAGAGAACGAUACUGCAGGCAUAUAUGAUAUCCAGAAAGUGCAAAAGGCUCUGCGCUUCACCCAUGUGCGGCGGUUCUUUAAAAGUGACGUUGUGCCGGCAGCACUAUGGUGGCUACAGCGCAGAGUUAUGGUUAACCACCUGCGUGGUCCUCUCGUCAUCAAAAUCAACGGCGAUGAGCAAACCAAUGGUGCAAUGGGUCGGUGCGGUCUGUGUUCUAUACCACCUUUUCGCGUAGAAAACCGGAAAGGACAUCAGCCGUUAGGAAUCCUGGAAAACACGGAUAUCCUUUUGCUAUUUCGCACCGCCAAGAACGCGCAUGAGGAGACAAAUCAUGUUUGCCAAGUUGACGAAUCAUUCCGUCCAAUUGCUGCUUGCAUUUCGGUCCCGUAUACCGAAGCGGAGGCUGUUUAUGAUGAAAGAAACAAUGCAUUUCCGCAUAUUGUUGAGCGCUUACUUACAUAUAUAAUUGGUGCAUUUGCCGUUAACGUCCAAACGCUACCAUAUUUCUUGACAUGGGACCCAUCUUGGAGAAAAAAGGCGUUGAGGCGCAUUCGCAGUAAGGCAGACACCAAGUCAGCGCCUCCAAUUCACUCCGUCACACGCAUAUCCACGGUAGAUGAGGACACGCAGCCAAUACGAACCAUCCAUGAGAAGAUAAACGAAAUGAACACGCUGGCUCAUUCUCCAGGAACAGGCGUUAAACAGCUUAUGAAUCAUCACUUCUUCCUGACGACCCCUGGGAUCACAAAUACCGUUCGGCGUGACUACGGUUGUCGGAACGUUGUUGGCUUGGAGCUUGCCUUGGACUACUUCGGCCCUAUCUGUGAGAUAUACACACAGAGUGCUACGAUCAUUCGUGCUGUAUACGCAGCAGUUCACAGGAGCAGGAAGAAGCAUACUGAUGCUCAAGACGACAAGCAGUGCACGCUUCCACCUUGGGUAUCUGGCCGUUUUGCCUCACUUCGGGAUCACGAUAUGGGAGAGAGCAACCCCGAAGCAAGUGUGAUUGGAAAAAGCUCAGGUCAUCCUAUGGUUUUCCAGAAUGACUUUGAUUAUGCUCAACAAGUAGGGCUGAUUUCGUCAUCGGCUGGUGGGCAAGACGCAUGUCAUAGGCUUUUAUGCAUAUCGGAUGAUGAUCGAAUAGAAGCACCAAUGAUGUUGCCGACGGCAAAGCCUACUAAGUGGGUUGCCGUUCAUAUACUUAGCAGAGUCCCAGAUGGGACUGAGAAGACCACUGUGUGCAUGCGAGGAGAAAAAAGACAACAAAAACAAGUUAUUGGCCUGGCAGAACCGUUCGAGUGCCCGGACGUCGAUGUUGUCUGUUAUGGAAGGCCAUGCAGGAAUGGAGGUGUUCCAAAGCAUGGAAUGACGCUACCUGCAGGCGUUGCGAUUGACGCGCGCACCGGUUCAAUAUUUGGGACUCCAGCUGAAACAACUCAAGGAUGCAUACCAUUGGCCAUAGAAGUACAAAUGAAGGAGCCGCCACAUGCAUCAGAAAGAACGCUUAUCCGAAUAAGAGUUGUCGACAAUCUUUUGCAAGGAAAAAGGCAGUUGCCCGUACCGGAUGACGGCGAUCACCUCCUUAAACCAGACCCUAGCACCGCAUCCCCAAGCCCGUUGCACGUGCAAGAAGAUGGAGAGAGCAAGCCCAGCAAGGGUCCCAAAGAGUGGGUUGCCCUAUAUAUGCGACAACCCUUGGACUGUGAGCAUUAUGUGAGAGGGGAUAUGCGGUAA
Cyclospora cayetanensis is the source of this 2379-nucleotide messenger RNA. RefSeq lists its product as uncharacterized. NCBI's taxonomy places the organism in Eukaryota, Apicomplexa, Conoidasida, Eucoccidiorida, Eimeriidae. The record is from RefSeq and is a predicted model, not a curated record. The transcript has 8 exons. The coding region runs from base 1 to 2379 and encodes 792 amino acids.